This is a messenger RNA of Aureobasidium musti, 654 nucleotides long. NCBI's taxonomy places the organism in Eukaryota, Fungi, Ascomycota, Dothideomycetes, Dothideales, Saccotheciaceae. The record is from the annotation of a GenBank genome assembly.
AUGCAUUUCUCGACCGCGACCAAGAUACUGGCCUUUGGCGCCAUCAUCACCACUGCCACAGCAGGUCAUGCCACCAAAUACCGUCGCCAGGCAGCUGAUGUCUGCAUGGUUGACUCGGUCACCAGCAAUCCCUCGACGGACGAUAUCAAAGCGUCUAUCGACCAAUGGAACACCGAUGUCAGUACUGUGAACGCUUUCCUCAACGAAGCCAGUGGACUGGCCCGCGGCAUGGAGAUUCAAAAUGCGACUAUGCAAACCCUGCUGUUCGCUCAGGACGAACCCUGUCAGCUCAAGACCCUGAUCAGCAACAGCGAUUUCAUUGGCGGCGGUACAGAUGCCUUCAACUGUGCUGCCAUGGACCUGAUGGUGGUCUUCGACACUCACGUGCUUCAAAACCUCAGAACCAUUAUCAUGUCACCCAGUGACGGCGAUGUCAUCACUCACGCCAUCAACGACAUCAACACCUUUAGAUGUUGCAACGUUUUGCCUGAUGCCAACAUCCUUUGGCUGGACUCUGCUACUGACAGCGGUAUUUCUGAUCAGGUCAACCUCACUCCAGGACGCGAGGAUGCUUGUGCCAACAUCGAUUGCUCUACUGUGUCCACUGCUGCUAAUUGUACUUCUCUCAACAAUGGAAACAAUCCCUUGAACUAA